GUUUAGAAACACAAUUAAAUAUGGAGAAUUAGAUAGUAAUUUUGUUUGAAUAAUUAAAUAGAUCGAUGAUGCAGAGAGAGAUUAAAUUAUUAAAUAAUUGAAACUUGUUUAAGGAAACGAUGUAAAAAAUUCAUUUUCAACAAUUUUUAGAAAUGCAUUGAUUGCGGAAAAAAAAAUACCAAAUGGGCAUCUGUCACUUUGGGUUUAUUUUUAUGUAUUGAUUGUUCUGGUAAACAUCGAGAAUACGGUGUUCGUUACACAUUUGCAAGGUUGAAAAUUCAUUUAAGUUUAGAUCUCUUACUUUGGAUUCUUGGUCUAGAAAAUAAAUUACCUUCCUAUAAGUAGGAGGCAAUGAGAAAGCCUUGGAAUAUUUUUAAAGCGUUGGCUUGAUUGGUCCUGGAUGUAGUCAAAUUGAUUACAAAAGUCCUUUGGUUGAAAAAUACAAAUAGGAACUUCUUAAAUAAGUACUCUGAUUAAGUGGAUUAGCCUUGUGUGAAGAAAAGUUGAACAUCAUUCGUCCAUCGCUUAUUCCCAGUCCUGUAAAAAUUGCUCAAACCUCAGAAAAGCCAACUUAAAACAAAGAAGAAGAAUCCCCAGUUAAGGAAUAACCUAAAUAAGUGUUUUAAAACAAUUUGCUAUAAGAAGAAGCAGCUGUUACAAAGAAAAGCAAUAAAAUCGUAUUUGCAGAUAAUGCUAAACCCUAAGCUGCAACUGGCAAAGCAGUUUAAGGUAAGAAGUUAGCUGACGUGGACUUUGAUUAAUUAUAAUUUGAUGAUCCAUUUUCAAACCCAUUCAGUAAUGAUCCAUUCAAGUCUGACUCCAGUAAACAAGAGUUACCUUAAUAUGAAGAGCCAAAAGUGAUCAUUAAACAAACUCAAUAACCCACUUAGCCAAUUCCACAAACCAAUGAGACUUUAGAAAAAUUGAAAGACAAGAAUGUUAAAUCAAUCUCAUCCGAGACCUUAUUCUAAGCUUAAGAUAAGUAUUCAAACUAAAUAUUAUCAUUAGUGAAUAAAAUAAACAGAAUAUUUAUAAAUUUAAUGGAUAAACUGCUAUUUCUAGUAAAUAAUUUUUUGGAGAAAAGGAGGAGGAUUCUGAAGACUCAUCAUAAAGUAAACAUAUUUCAUAUUUUAGAAAUGGAUUAAUUUAAGAGUAUGUUUAAUUUUGCAACUGAAAAAACUUUGGAGACAUUUGGCACUGUUAAAGAUACAGCAGGAGGUAUAUGGUAGAAUUUAAAAACAAGAUUCAAUAAAUGAUGA
Paramecium octaurelia is the source of this 1259-nucleotide messenger RNA. The record is from the annotation of a GenBank genome assembly. NCBI's taxonomy places the organism in Eukaryota, Ciliophora, Oligohymenophorea, Peniculida, Parameciidae.